This is a messenger RNA of Racocetra fulgida, 1215 nucleotides long. NCBI's taxonomy places the organism in Eukaryota, Fungi, Glomeromycota, Glomeromycetes, Diversisporales, Gigasporaceae. The record is from the annotation of a GenBank genome assembly.
AUGUUUGAAGAUUUGAUAGAUGAAAAAAUUUAUAACAUAUCAAAUGGAAAUUUAUGGGUUAAAGAGCUUUCUAAACAACAAUGGGUCACAUACUUACGAGAUCAAUUAAAAGAUACAAAUAAAAUAAGCGCUCUACCUACUCAAAAAUUUGAUUCAACUACAAAUGAAUGGAAGUCUUUAGAAUGGGAGGUUUACCCAGAACAUUUAGUAGACGAAAAACCUCCAAAAAAAUUUGUUUAUAGAUGUAAUUUAUUGUAUAAUGAAGAUUUAAUACUUAUUACAUCUAUUGGAUUAUUAAUUUUGUCAGUUUGGCAGAAAGAUGAAAUUAGAUUACGAUAUUACAAGGGGUAUCCUUUUAAAUAUAGUUUUCUAAUCAAAAAGGAUCUUAAAAAUCAAAUGAUAUCGGGCUAUUCAAGGAAGGAAUCCGAAUAUAAAAAAAAACAAUUUUUUGCAAAGAAAUCAUAUAUUCAAAAAUUACUUGAUGAGAUACAACUGCAUAAAGAAACUUCAUUACCACCACCGGAUUUUGAUGCAAUUACUCUCUAUCAUGAAGAUUUAUGCAUGGAUGGAAGAUAUCCUUUUAGAGAAUUAAUAGAUGAUUAUAUUGAUGACAAAAUAACAAUGAUGUUAUAUGGACAUGAUCUCUUAAAAACAAACUAUAAGUUAUUAGAAAUUAUCACCUUUUCAAUUAACGACCUGUCUGUAAAAUCUUCUGACUUACUAAACCAAUUUUUAUCGCAUACAUCAUUUACUCUAUCAAGUAUGGAAAAAGAAAUUGCUAUUGGAAGGUUUUCAAAAUCACAUCUUCAAAAUCAUAGAACAUAUUUACAACUUUCUAAUAGUUAUUUUACCACUAGAUUUGUCACAUUUUUACAAAAUAUGAAAGAAUUAUUUGUUGCAUUUUUAGAAGAAAAAAACUAUUUAAAAAGACCUGAAGAGAAUCCAACUUUAAUUUUAAUUUUUCCACUACCAAAAUUUAAUUCUUAUACUAGAAAUUAUAAUCCUUGGACGGAGUUGCUUUUUCCCAAUCCCAAAGACAUUAAUGAAAUGCCAUUUAUUUCCGAAAUUCUUUUAGAACUCACCAAAACAGAUAUCAUUAAUGAAAAAAUUCAUAAUUUAAUAGAUAGUGAUGAAAGGGUAAUUCAGGAAUUAAAAAAAAUUUUUAGUGAAGAAAUUGAAAAAUUAAAAACAAUGAUAGACGAAUUAAAAAAUUAG